GAUAGCAGGCAGUUCAGUACAGCAAGAGUGACUGACAGAGUGAAGAGAGAGUAGGAGUCAGCAUCGUACCAGCUGACAACCUGAGGAGAGAGAGAGAGAGAGUGAGAGAGCAUCUCAUUUCACUAGAGAGAGAGAGAGAGAGAGAGAGAGAGAGAGAGAGAGAGCGAGAGAGUGGAGCAGCACUCAGCCACGUUGCCCGUCCUCAUAUUUCCCUCUGCAGCCGUGUAAGGCAGAGUGAGCGGAGGAGAGGAGAGAGCACAUCUGAGUCUGUGGAAACAGCAGGACCACGUACCAUUUGGCCGAGAGCUCGAUGCGCUUAGGCCAAGCCACACAGGAAGGGUGAGCGGCCCAUAGGACAUCCGUGUACUGCCACAGAGAGAGAGAGAGAGAGAGAGAGAGAGAGAGAGAGAGCUAAAGAGAGAGUAGCCAGGGACAGAGGGAUAGAGGGAGUGAGGAGAGCGAGACUGGAAGAAGAUCACCCGGGGCCAAUUUGAAUGCUUUCAUCUGGUCACUCAGAGCAGCUGCAGCCCACAAGAGAAACAACAAACCGAUCGAGUCAGGUGCUCUCAAGGUGCAGAGUCAGACAGAGACUGGCAACAAGAGAACAAAGUACUCACAGAAAAGGUGUGAGAGGACACGACUGGUGAUACUUAUUCCCAGCAUGCCACUGGCACAGCAGAGUUUCAGGGCCAUUGUGCCCACAACAAGCUGGAUCCUGGCUUUGGCUGUGUUUCUUACUCUACAGGGUGCCAUUCACGCUGCUCCGUCAGGAGACAACAAGCUGGUUCGUACCACCAGAGUGAGGAGACAGACCCUAGGGGGAGAUCAGCCACCCUCAGCCAACCAGACACUGCGGGAGCAACCCUUGGUAUUCAACCACGUCUACAACAUCAAUGUUCCCUUGGAGUCUCUGUGCUCUGUGGACCUGGACGCCUCUGCACCACCUGACCCAGGUGAUGAUUCUCGUGGGGAGUUAGGCUCCAGACCGUCCAUGGAGGGUCCAAUAGAUCCAGCCAGCUCAACAGAAUACACUGAGCAGACGCUGGAUGCUGACAGCCAGAUGACUUUCACUCACCGCAUCAACAUCCCAAAAGCUGCAUGCGGCUGUCCGACUUCAACCACAAUCCAGCAGCUCGCCAUCAGAGUGGAGAUGCUGGAGAGAGAGGUUUCCAUGCUUAGAGCUCAGUGUGGAUCUGGAUGCUGUGGGGAGAGUUCAGCCAUGGGUCGUUUAGACUUUGUCCCAGGCUGCAGCGGCCAUGGCAGCUUCAGCUUCGACCUGUGUGGCUGCAUCUGUGAGGAAGGUUGGGGUGGCAAAAACUGCUCCGAGCCUCGCUGUCCAGACGACUGCUCCGGCCAGGGGGUGUGCGUGGAAGGCGAGUGCGUGUGUGACCGUGACUUUGGAGGCGAUAACUGCUCAGAGCCACGCUGCCCUUCAGACUGCUCGGGCCGCGGGUUGUGUAUCGACGGGGAGUGUGUGUGCGAGGAGUCCUUCACCGGGGAAGACUGCAUGGUUGGGAGGUGUCUCAAUGACUGCUCGGACCAGGGGCUGUGCAUCAACGGGACCUGCCAGUGCCGGCCCGGGUAUGUGGGAGAGGACUGCUCGCUCGUCUACUGUGCCAACAACUGCAGCAAGAAGGGCGUCUGUAAGGAUGGGUUCUGUGUCUGCCAGGAUGGCUUUGCUGGAGACGACUGUAACUCUGUGGCACCGGCUAUGAACCUGAAGGUACGAGGCGUGACUGAUAGCACUAUUGACCUGGAGUGGGAAGGUUCAGUUGUGCUGACUGAUUUCUUAGUGACAUACACACCAAGCAGCCCUGGAGGUGUGCAACUAGAGAUAAGGCUUCCUGGGAACAUCACUGCCUGCUCUAUCUCAGGUCUAGGUGCGGGCAUAGAGUACAACAUCAACGUGUUUGCAGUCAUUAACAACAGUAUCAGCGUCCCUGCCAGCAUUACUGUUUCGACCUAUUUCUCCAAUCCAGAUGGUUUAGUCUUCAAAUCCAUCACAGAGACAUCAGUGGAGGUCCAGUGGCAACCGUUCUACUUUUCCUUCGAUGGAUGGGAGAUCAGCUUCAUCCCCAAGGAUAACGACGGUGGGAUGACUGCACAGCUGCCCAGCACCAUCACUUAUUUUGUGCAGACCGGUUUGAGACCAGGAGAGGAGUACACCGUGAACCUGGUGGCACUGCGAGACGUGGGCCGAAGCCAGCCGUUCACUGCUACUGUCACAACAUUGAUCGACAGCCCCACUCAGCUAAUCGUGCGGGAUGUGUCAGACACUGUAGCGUUCGUGGAGUGGACAUCGCCUAAAGCAAAGAUCGAUCAGAUCAUUCUGCGUUAUGGCCUGGUGGGAGGAGAGGGUCCACGGACCACCUUCCGCCUCCAGCCCACUCUCAGCCAGUACUCCCUGCAGGUUCUGCGUCCCGGCUCACGUUAUGAGGUGUCUGUGAGCGGUGUGAGGAAGGGAAAUGAGAGCGGAUCUAUUUCCACUGAAUUUACUACUGCUUUAUCGUUCUUCUCAGAGAUCGAUGCCCCCAAGAACCUGCGGCUUGUGACCAAGACCUCCACCACCCUGGAGCUUGAAUGGGAUAACAGCGAGGCAGAGGUGGAGGGCUACCAGGUGGUGUACAGCACCUUGGCAGGAGACCUCUAUGAUAAAGUCAUUGUACCACGUAACGAGGGAGCCACCACCAAGACCACUCUCACAGACCUGCUCCCAGGCACUGAGUACGGCAUCGGUAUCUCUGCCAUGAAAGAUAGCAACCAGAGUACACCAGCGACUAUGAACGCCAGGACGGGCCUGGAUGUGCCCCUUGACCUGACUGUGACAGCUUCUACAGACAACACAAUCACUCUGUUGUGGGGUGUGGUCCAGGGUCCCAUCGACCAUUACAAGGUCACCUUCACAUCCUCUUCUGGUGUCACCACUGAGCUAACAGUGCCAAAAGAUAUAACCACCACCACCCUGACGGACCUUGAACCAGGCACUGAGUACACCAUCACUGUAGCAGCAAGAAGAGGGAGACAGCAGAGCACGGCAGCUACCAUAGAUGCUUUCACAGGAAUCAGGCCGGUAACACACCUCUACUUGUCAGAGGUGACUUCAGACUCUGUGUUUGUGGCCUGGAGCGCCCCAGCACCGCCCGCCGACCUCUUCAUUCUGAGCUACAGCUCUGCUGAUGGGACCGACACCUCUAAGGUGACGCUGGAAGGCUCCAAGACGAGGUCCCUGGUUCAGGGUCUGCUGCCGUCCACUGCAUACACCGUCAGUCUAAUCACAAUACAGGGCGACAUUACCUCUGAGCCCAUCACAGCUUCCCUCACUACAGGUAUGGACCCACCAAAAGAGAUGACAGUGUCAGAUGUAACUGAAGACUCAGUGACCAUCUCCUGGAUCAAACCACUGGCUCCGUUUGAAUACUACAAGCUGUCCUACCAGUCAGCAAGAGGUCGAGUCGACAGUGUGGUGAUUGACAGUGAUGUGACCAACUUCACCUUAUCCAGCCUGUUUCCUGCUACAGAGUACGAGAUCAGUCUCAACGCUGUGCAGGGCAGCCAGGAGAGCAAAGUGAUCACCACCUCGGUCUUCACAGCAAUGGACAUGCCAUCUGAGCUGACGGCUCUGAACAUCACUCCACAAGGAGCCCUGCUGAGGUGGAAUCCCCCCCUCUCUAAUGUGGACAACUACGUCCUUACCCUCACACAAAACCAAGUCACAGCUGAUACUUUCCUCGUAGAUGGCAACAAGCAGGAGCACCAGCUGUCCAACCUUAACCCAAGCACCAGCUACUCUGUAUCCCUCUACGCCACCAAAGGACCCCUCACCAGCGGCACAGUCAUCACCAACCUCCAAACACCCAUGGACGCUCCCCUGAACCUGACGGCCAGUGAAGUUAAUCACCGUAGCGCUCUCAUCUCCUGGCAACCGCCAAUCGCAGAAAUUGACAACUACAUGCUCACCUACCAGACAACGGACGGCAGCAGGAAAGAGCUGAUCCUGGAUGCAGAGGACACAUGGAUACGACUGGAGGGACUGGCUGAGACUACAGAGUACACAGUCAAGCUCCAGGCUGCAAGAGGACUGGACACCAGUGCUGUCAUGUCCACCACCUUCACUACAGGGAGUCGUCUGUUUGCAACACCUCAGAAUUGUGCCCAACACCUGCUGAAUGGAGAGAAUCUGAGCGGCGUCUACACCAUUUAUGUCAACAGAGACCCCAGCCAGGGCGUGCAGGUGUACUGUGACAUGACCACUGAUGAAGGAGGCUGGAUCGUAUUCCAGCGUCGACAGAACGGCCUUACGGACUUUUCCAGGAAGUGGAGUGACUAUCGGGUCGGAUUUGGAAACCUGGAGGAUGAAUUCUGGCUCGGUCUGGACAACAUCCAGAAGAUUGCCACUCAGGGCCGUUAUGAGCUGAGGAUCGACAUGAAGGACGGACAGGAGUCAGUCUAUGCCAACUAUGACAAGUUCUCCAUUGGAGAUGCGAGAAACCUUUACAAGCUCAGGAUAGGAGAGUACAACGGCACUGCUGGCGACUCUCUGAGCUACCACCAGGGCCGGCCCUUUUCCACUAAAGACCGAGACAACGACAUAGCUGUCACUAACUGUGCCUUGUCCUACAAAGGAGCCUGGUGGUACAAGAACUGCCACAGGGCCAACCUCAAUGGCAAAUACGGCGAGUCCAGACACAGUCAGGGUAUCAACUGGUACCACUGGAAAGGCCAUGAAUUCUCUAUUCCUUUUGUGGAGAUGAAGAUAAGGCCGUUCAACUUCCGGAGCAUCAGCAGCAAGAGGAGGCGGUCUGCCCCUGUAUAAGCAAUGGGCCUCCUCCUACAAGGCCAGAGUGGUGGAUAAACAGAGUUCAGACGAUGUUUAGAGAUGAUUUCUGCUAUCUUUGAACCUCACUGAUGGACUCUCUGAAGUCUUUAGUGAGGCUGUGAAGAAAAAAGGGGGUUAUGACAAAAGCUACUAAUAUUUUAUUAAUCUUCAGUUGUACAAUAAUUUAAAAAAAGCAAUGUUAUUAAUAUUCCAUCAACAAUCAGAAACUGUCUAACGAUGUUUGAGGUAAUGGAAUAGCAGAGAAACAUCAUCCAAACUCUGUUUAUCUGUGCUCUUCUCCAGCUUUAGCUGUCUUUUCCUGCUGUACUUCUACCCUGAUGAUAGAGGACACUGUAUGUAACUUAUUAAAUACUUUGAAUGACAAUGGUUCUAUUUGCUGUAAGAAAAAAAAAAAGGAAAGGCAAACCAAGAAGCUUUUGUUUUCUUUAAAGUGUAAGAUUUGCCUUUCCCUGGGAUGCAAGGAAAUGUGCUCUAAGAUGCCCUAAAGAGUGCGGGAGCUAGCGUUAUUUGAGCUGUAACAAAAUAACAACUUUUAACAAAAGAUAUACUGUAUAUGCCCCCACACCCUUACCUGUAAGAUAUAUAUAUUUUUAUAACUGAUAUUGUGACAAAAUUCCAUCUAUUUAAUUUAAUUUGAUGCCUUGGUUUUUGAGACGGUAUUAGGCUGACCUAAUCAAACAAAUGAUGACAAAUACCCGACUUUAAACACUUAAUUUGAUUUGGAAACAAAACUGAACAUCAUUCGUAAAGCAGUGCACCAGCAACCGCUUCAUUAUGUCCUAUUUUAUUUAUUUGAACUCCUUUUUGUCUGUGUCACUGAUAAUCAAAAAGUCCUCUCUGUUAAUUAUAUAAGCAGAAUGAAAAUUAACAUUAUCAUUUUUUGGUAGCCACACUGGAACAGUAUUUGCACUACGAGCGGGGACGCAGCUACGCUAUCUUUUAUUUCAAUUAAAAUGUAGUUCUUUUGGGGCUUUAAAUAUUCAUGUCUUUUACUUUGUUUUCAAGCAAAUAAGUUGCACAAAAUAUCUGUCUUGGCCCUGUUGUGGGUGCUGUGAUUGCUUGCAGAGAUGGUGCUGUUGAUGUGACAAAAAUCUGCAUAAGAAAGGCUCAGCCUGCUUGUAAAGAUGUUCCUCAGUUCUGCCUCUUUUCAGGUUCCUUUAAGAUAACCGUGUCACUUGGCACUGUUUUAUGCAUUGUGAUCACUUAAUUCUCUGCAGAAGAGAGCCAGGGGGAGCACGGAGCAGAGUUUGUUCUGGCCUCUUGAAAUGACCUUAACAACGAAAAGCUGAACAGUCGAUGGAGUGGAGCCAAAUGUUUCUUCUGUGCCCUCUGCUUCGCUUUUUAAGCUUCCUGCUGGAACAACAAAAUCAGCAAACAUGGCAGAUAAUGUAUUCUUUUAGUAAUGUGGGCGUAAUCUGCAGCAUGCCAACCAAACAUUACGCUAUAUUCAGUGUUAACAUCACAACCCGUUCAGCACCAAUGCUUUCUGUUGAAUUAAACACUGUCCAGUACAAUCUUUGAUGAUCAAUGUCACUAUCGCUGCAAGCAACAUUUGGUCUAAUGUAUUCAACAAUCCAAAUAUCAACAGCUGGAAAUCUUUAUGAUAAUGUUCUCAUAUUUCUGUCAGAUUUUCCAAUUCAGUUUUUGUUGAGGCAAACCAGAUCGUCUGGCUUGUAUGACGGUGUAUAUUUUCAUUUGUGUUUCUUUUUUUGUCCCUGUUAGACUUGAAAAUGUUGUCACCCCCCUUUAUAAACUACUACUAAUAUACUCAUGUAGCUGUAGAGCUGAUGAUAAAGUGACUUUCAAUGUGUUCCCCCUUUAGACGCCAACUCUCUGUUCCUUUUUAACUGCUGUAUUUUUAACCAUAGUUUUGUUUUAGGACGGAGGUAGACUACUGCAUGUGGAUUCAUUUUCUGAUAGUGAAUAAGAAAUGUCAUCACGAUUUGAUUUGUGACACUUUUCUUUUCAUAUCUGGGUAAAAAAGGUGUUGUUGAAAAGUGUUAUAUGAAGAUAACUUAGAACCUCAAAGUUUUUUGGGGAUCUGCCCCCAAAGGCGAAAUAAAAUGAAACUUUAAUUUAUUACAAACCUUUUCAACAAGUGACCUUUCCCAGGUCUGAUUUAUGUUUCAGUGUCUAAGUGACUGUUUCAGAGCCUCUCAUGCAAUCCAUCUCCCAUAGUGAUUUAUAGUCGAGUAGGGAUUUCUCUGUGUACUUAUUUCAUUAACGACUUAGACAAAGUUUGCCUCGGUGCAUUUUUGUACAAGGCACAGAGGUCACAAAGCUUUGCAGAGAGGGAACAGAAUGUUGUUUGUGUUGUGAGGGAUUUCUCUGAAAACUGUGAGGUGCUCUUAAAAUCUUUCACGAUGAAUGCUAAUAUUUAUUUAAAAUUCAUUUUAACUAUUGUCCCAACCAUAAUUCAUCAGAAGAAGCUUUUUCUUUUAAAAUCCCAAAAUAAUUUGUUGUUUAAUUUUAAAUGUUCCUCCUGUUGAAAAGUCUCCUUCCUCUCUUUUAUUUCAUGUUAACUCUUAUUAUGUGUUAUUGUUGUGUUUGUUCAAAGUUCAUUGAUUGCUUGACAAACAUGACACCCAAUAGUUGAAUUUUAAUCAGAGUGAUAUAACUCUUCUUUGAGAGCUUUAAGGAUAGCUAUCUGAAAUUGAGCAGAAGCAAAAGAGGCUGAAUUAUACUUCAUAUUAAAAAAACAUUUAAUGUCACUCAAUCUAUCAUCACGUGGUAUUGUUUUCUUAGUUCUAAGAGUUGAUAAAGUACUUCUUAAUACUGUAGCUGUGACGUGAAUGGAGAGAUUCAAUUUGCAUUUUGUUCACUUUGUUUGUUUUUACAGAUAAAUCUCCAUUAUGACACCAUAAGUCUCAGUCACUGGAACCAACGCUGGUUUCUUUUCAUUUAUUUACCCUAGAGAUUUGUUCCCCUUAUUUGAUUCAUUGCUUUUCAUUUUUCAAUAACUCUUGACUCUACAGCAUUGUAAAAAAAGAAAAAGAAAAA
Messenger RNA from Labrus mixtus (cuckoo wrasse), 7837 nucleotides. It is a transcript of the gene tnr, whose product is annotated as tenascin R (restrictin, janusin). Gene Ontology annotation, molecular function: protein binding. The record is from RefSeq and is a predicted model, not a curated record. The coding region runs from base 662 to 4813 and encodes 1383 amino acids. The transcript has 31 exons. Lineage: Eukaryota; Metazoa; Chordata; Actinopteri; Labriformes; Labridae.